Molecule: messenger RNA, 2945 nt
Organism: Catharus ustulatus (Swainson's thrush)
Lineage: Eukaryota; Metazoa; Chordata; Aves; Passeriformes; Turdidae
Gene: AKAP17A
Product: A-kinase anchoring protein 17A
Exons: 4
Biological process (GO): regulation of RNA splicing
Cellular component (GO): nuclear speck; cytosol
Molecular function (GO): protein kinase A binding; RNA binding
Source: RefSeq, a predicted model, not a curated record
GCGGGCCCGGGCUCCGCCUGCCGGGGGACGUGCAGGAGCCGGCGGCGGGGCGUACGGGUGACCCUGGCAUCGGCGAGGGGCGCUUUUCCCGCUGGCGUCUUCCCAGAGUGUCCCCCCGCCGCCCGGGCUCCGCCCGCCGGGGACAGCUGCCGGCGGUGGCCGCUGGCUCCGGUGUGAUUCUCGCUCUGCUACCCAGCCUUGUCCUGCGGAGGCUGCUCGGCGCUGCCGGCAGGGAGGGGCGGUGGGGCUUCGGGCUUUUAAAUAAAAGGGGCGCUUUUCUCUCGUUGCAGACACCUUCCAGGUCUUCAUUCCGGAGAACGUGAGAUCCGCCUCGGCGCCAGCCUGCUGGGGUGCACUGGUUGUUAAGUAGAUUUGGGAGCGGUGUGACAUCGCGCCGCCAGUCCCUUCCCUCCUGAGCAAGGGUAGCUGCUUUCUGAGCAAUCACAUACCAACUUCAUGUAUUCCUAAGACUGUCAUCAGCUUCUAGUUUUCUAUUCAGAGGCCUUACAGAGAUUUAAUUACUUAUAGGCUCUAGUGGUCGUAAAGUAAUUUAAGAUGUGUUUACUACUCGAUUGUAAUUAUCUAAUUCACUCUUGCGUUAAGAGACAUCGUUUUAACUUGGGAAUGGUUAAAUCGCCAAAGAAUUAAAUUAUUUAUGGAUAAGGGCUAUUUUAUUUGACUACUGUUGGCCUGCAACUUAAACUUGCAUCUUUUAUUUUUUUAUCCUAUGCUUUUUCUUUGUUAUGGCUGCUGCAACAAUAGUUCAUGAUACAUCAGAAGCUGUAGAGCUCUGUGCUCCCUGUGGGUUAUACCUUAAACCCAUUACAAAAAUGACCAUCAGUGUGGCACUUCCUCAGCUGAAGCAACCAGGAAAAUCCAUUUCGAACUGGGAAGUGAUGGAAAGAUUGAAGGGCAUGGUGCAAACUCAUCAGUUUUCCACUCUGCGGAUUUCUAAAAGCACAAUGGAUUUCAUUCGGUUUGAAGGAGAGGUCGAGAACAAAAGUUUGGUUAAAUCUUUCCUGGCGUGCCUUGAUGGCAAAACAAUAAAGCUGAGCGGCUUCUCUGACAUUUUAAAAGUGCGUGCUGCGGAAUACAAGAUUGACUUUCCUACCAGACACGACUGGGACUCAUUUUUCCGUGAUGCAAAAGAUAUGAACGAAACCUUGCCUGGGGAAAGACCGGAUACUAUUCACUUGGAGGGUUUGCCUUGUAAGUGGUUUGCAGCAAAGGAGACUGGCUCGGAAAAGCCAAGUGAAGAAGUCCUUAUAAAAGUUUUCCAGAAAUUUGGAGAAAUCCGUAACGUGGACAUACCCAUGCUGGACCCUUACAGAGAAGAAAUGACUGGCAGGAAUUUCCACACUUUCAGCUUUGGAGGCCAUUUAAACUUUGAAGCGUAUGUUCAGUACCGAGAGUAUGCAGGAUUCAUCGAGGCCAUGAAUGCCCUGCGAGGGAUGAAACUGAUGUACAAGGGCGAUGAUGGCAAAGCGGUGGCUUGCAAUAUAAAGGUUUCUUUUGACUCAACAAAACACCUCAGUGAUGCAUCAAUUAAGAAGCGCCAACUUGAAAGGCAGAAGCUUCAAGAGCUUGAAAAGCAAAGAGAAGAACAAAAACGUAAAGAGAAAGAAGCUGAGGAAAAACAAAAAGAAGAGGAAAGGAAGCAGAGAGAGCUUGAAGAAUACGAGAGAGAGAGAAAAAGAGAAGAGAAGUUGCGCAAGAGAGAACAGAAACAGAAAGACCGUGAAGUUCGACGGAACAAAAAGCAACUUGAAAAGCUUCAAGCUGAAGAACAGAGAAAGCUUCAAGAGAAGAUAAAGCUAGAAGAAAGGAAGCUCCUGUUAGCUCAGAGAAAUCUUCAGUCCAUUAGAUUAAUUGCAGAACUGCUAAGCAGAGCAAAGACAGUAAAGCUUUUGGAGCAAGAGCAGAAUGAAGAAAAGAUUUGUCUUCAGCAGCUAGAGGAGAGACGAAGGCUCCAGGAGGCUGAGCUUAAACGUGUGGAAGAGGAAAAAGAGAGAGCACUGGGUUUGCAGAGAAAAGAAAAGGAACUGAGGGAGAAACUACUGAACAAUCUUCUGAGCAAGAAAAUGGAUGCAGUUAAUCAAAACAAAGAAGAAACUGAAACAUCUCAGACUGAUGUGCUGAAAAGCCCUAGUGCUGCUCCCCACACUGUGUCAUCCAGCUGCAUCACGUCUACCUCAGGACAGGCUGUUACAGGCAAACUGGCUCCUGGCUCUCAAACAGAAGUAGCAUCCCCUGAAAGUGUAAACACUCAAUGCAAGUACUUAAAUGGCAGCAUUCAUGACAAAGUUCAUGUCAAAGAAGGUCAGAAUCUUCAUGCUACAAACUCUGAGAGGUGUUCUGACAAAAGAGGUUCGGGGGUACUUCCAUGUGUUCCCACCAAUAACCAGGACCAGAAGAGCCUCUCUAGCUGUGACCAGAACCCUUGCAAGAAGGACUCGCACUGUGAGCAGGACAGACGCGGAACAGAGACACGGAGAAGAAAGAGCCGUUCAUGUAGCAGCAUAAACAGUGAUGAGAGUAAGGGUAGGCGGGAGAGCAGCAGGCACAGAAGAGAUUUGAGUUACCGGGAUGAAAAGCACAGGAAAGACAGGAGGCACUACAGACGCUCCAGCAGAAGCUACAGCCCUCGGCGGAGCCGCACUCCUCGGCGAAGGAGUGCAAGCCCCCGACGUUCCCGAUACAGGAGGACGCGCAGUAGGGAGCGUAGGCGGGACAGGAGGGAGAGGAGUCGUAGUCGCAGAAGUGUCAGCAGGCGACGAAGGCACCGGAGGUGAUCACUGAAUGAGAAAGGAGUACUUGGAGUGGGUAGUGGAGGCCUUGGCUCCUUUGAAAGGCUGUGGUGGGACAAAAGGGCCACAAAAUUGGAAACCAGACCUCAUGGGUGUGACUGCUAUAGAAAAAACACAAUUGUUUCAACCAGUUCUUAG